AUGAAGAACCCCACCAAGAUAGAUGACGUACUCCAAAUGGUAGAUGCAUUCAUUAGAACAGAGGAGUUCAAAAGAGCUGCUACAAGGUUGAAAGGUUCCUCGGAGCUGAAGGAUAAAAAAGCAAAUCAGAGCAUGCCCGAGGGCAGCUCAAGAAAAGGGAAAGAGAAGCAAGAAAUUUACAGCCUCCACAAGAAUGAUGAGAAAUGGCAGAAGCCAAACAAACUUAGAUCCAACCCCCUUAACAGGAACAGGAACAAAUGGUGCGAGUUCCACGAUGACUUCGGCCAUAACACCGAGGAGUAUAAUCAGCUGAAGAACAUCGAGGAUCUCGUCCGCCGAGGCUACCUCAAACAAUACAUGGCCGACCAAAGGGAAGAAAAGGAAAAAGCUCGAAAUGGCAAGCCACAAGAGCAGCCACAAAAGAGGAUCUACAAGGCCACGGGGCACAAAAAGAACGACAUCUUGGUAGUGUUCGGGGGGCAGAGGUCCACCCAUGCCAGCAAGAAACACUUGAGAGCUCUCUCCCACCGAGUCAACUUCAACGCUGUAGGGGAGAAGGAACCCCAUCCUCCAAACAUGAAUUUCACCGCUGAUGACUGCCUCGGAGUCCAAUACAAACAUGAGGAUCCACUCGUAAUCUCCAUAGAUCUCAACAACCAUAAUGUUCAUAGAGUAUUGGUCGACGGGCGAAGCGUCGGCAACAUCAUCUUCAGAAACUGCUUUGAGAAGUUAAUGCUCGAGGAAGGAGAGGAGUCGCUAACGAAGGUCAGCUACCCACUGAUCGGAUUCAAUGGCUCCGUAGAAAUUCCUCGAGGAAAGAUCACCCUUCCAGUCACAAUCGGCCAAGGCCAAGCUGCGAGAAAUAUCUGA
Spinacia oleracea (spinach) is the source of this 870-nucleotide messenger RNA. RefSeq lists its product as uncharacterized. The record is from RefSeq and is a predicted model, not a curated record. The coding region runs from base 1 to 870 and encodes 289 amino acids. The transcript has 2 exons. Lineage: Eukaryota; Viridiplantae; Streptophyta; Magnoliopsida; Caryophyllales; Amaranthaceae.